Ochotona princeps (American pika) is the source of this 3656-nucleotide messenger RNA. RefSeq names its product hyperpolarization activated cyclic nucleotide gated potassium channel 3 (gene HCN3). The record is from RefSeq and is a predicted model, not a curated record. The transcript has 8 exons. Gene Ontology annotation, molecular function: voltage-gated potassium channel activity. Gene Ontology annotation, biological process: potassium ion transport; transmembrane transport. Gene Ontology annotation, cellular component: membrane. NCBI's taxonomy places the organism in Eukaryota, Metazoa, Chordata, Mammalia, Lagomorpha, Ochotonidae. Bases 156 to 2498 code for a protein of 780 amino acids.
GCCGGCGGCUCGCAGCCCGAGGCGCCUCAGCUCCUAGAGCCCCGCGCCGCUGCACCGGCUGCCACUCUCGAGGGGCCGUGUGUGUGUGUUGGGAGAAGUGGGGUGGGGAUGGCCGCAGCGGGGUCUAGGAGGCCGAGCUCGUAGGGGAGGGCGUCAUGGAGGCAGAGCAGCGGCCGGCUGCGGGGGCCGGCGAAGGGGCGACCCCUGGGCUGGACGUGGCGCCGUCCGCUGCUUCGGCGCCUUCGGCCGCGGCCUCAGGUCCGAUCCCUGGGGCUGCGCCCGAGCCUAAGAGGAGGCAGCUCGGGACACUGCUCCAGCCCACGGUCAACAAGUUCUCUCUGCGAGUGUUCGGCAGCCACAAAGCCGUGGAAAUCGAGCAGGAGCGGGUGAAGUCAGCCGGGGCCUGGAUCAUCCACCCCUACAGCGAUUUCCGGUUUUACUGGGAUCUGAUCAUGUUGCUGCUGAUGGUGGGCAACCUCAUCAUCCUGCCCGUGGGCAUCACCUUCUUCAAGGAGGAGAACUCCCCACCCUGGAUUGUCUUCAACGUCCUCUCGGAUACUUUCUUCUUGCUGGAUCUGGUGCUCAACUUCCGCACAGGCAUUGUGGUGGAGGAGGGAGCAGAGAUCCUGCUGGCCCCGCGGGCCAUCCGUACACGCUACCUGCGCACCUGGUUCCUGGUUGACCUCAUCUCCUCCAUCCCUGUGGAUUACAUCUUCCUCGUGGUGGAACUGGAGCCCCGGCUGGACGCCGAGGUCUACAAAACAGCCCGGGCCCUGCGCAUUGUCCGCUUCACCAAGAUCCUCAGCCUGCUGCGGCUGCUCCGCCUCUCCCGCCUCAUCCGCUACAUUCACCAGUGGGAGGAGAUCUUUCACAUGACCUAUGACCUGGCCAGCGCUGUGGUUCGCAUCUUCAACCUCAUCGGGAUGAUGCUGCUGCUGUGCCACUGGGAUGGCUGUCUGCAGUUCCUGGUCCCCAUGCUGCAGGACUUCCCUCCCGACUGCUGGGUGUACAUCAACCGCAUGGUGAACCACUCCUGGGGCCGCCAGUACUCCCACGCCCUGUUCAAGGCCAUGAGCCACAUGCUGUGCAUCGGCUAUGGGCAGCAAGCACCUGUGGGCAUGCCCGACGUCUGGCUCACCAUGCUCAGCAUGAUUGUGGGUGCCACAUGCUAUGCCAUGUUCAUCGGGCAUGCCACUGCCCUCAUCCAGUCCCUGGAUUCUUCCCGGCGCCAGUACCAGGAGAAGUACAAGCAGGUGGAGCAGUACAUGUCAUUCCAUAAGCUGCCGGCUGACACGCGGCAGCGCAUCCACGAGUACUAUGAGCACCGCUACCAGGGCAAGAUGUUUGAUGAGGAGAGCAUCUUGGGCGAGCUGAGUGAGCCGUUGCGGGAGGAGAUCAUCAAUUAUACCUGCCGGGGCCUGGUGGCCCACAUGCCGCUGUUCGCCCACGCUGACCCCAGCUUCGUCACCGCGGUGCUCACCAAGCUGCGCUUUGAGGUCUUCCAGCCGGGGGACCUCGUGGUGCGUGAGGGCUCCGUGGGCAGGAAGAUGUACUUCAUCCAGCAUGGGCUGCUCAGCGUGUUGGCACGCGGUGCCCGCGAUACCCGCCUCACUGAUGGAUCCUACUUUGGGGAGAUCUGCCUCCUGACUCGGGGCCGGCGCACAGCCAGUGUGCGGGCUGACACCUACUGCCGCCUCUACUCUCUCAGUGUGGACCACUUCAACGCUGUCCUCGAGGAGUUCCCCAUGAUGCGCCGGGCCUUUGAGACCGUGGCCAUGGAUCGACUGCGUCGUAUUGGCAAGAAGAAUUCCAUCCUGCAGCGGAAGCGCUCGGAGCCGAGCCCGGGCAGCAGUGGUGGCCUCAUGGAGCAGCACUUGGUGCAACACGACAGGGACAUGGCUCGAGGGGUCCGGGGCCUGGCCCCAGGCACAGGAGCUCAGCUGAGUGGAAAGCCAGUGCUGUGGGAGCCCCUGGUGCACGCACCCCUGCAGGCAGCAGCUGUGACCUCCAACGUGGCCAUUGCCCUGACUCACCAGAGAGGCCCUCUGCCUCUCUCCCCUGACUCCCCAGCUGUCUUCCUUGCUCGCUCUGCUCGGCGCUCAGCGGGUUCCCCUGCCUCCCCACUGGUGCCUGUCCGAGCUGGUCCUCUGCUGGUCCGAGGACCCUGGGCAUCCACCUCUCGCCUGCCUGCCCCUCCUUCCCGAACCCUCCAUGCCAGCCUGUCCCGGGCUGGCCGCUCCCAGGUGUCUUUGUUGGGCCCUCCCCCAGGGGGAGGGGGACGGCGGCUGGGACCUCGGGGCCGCCCCCUCUCGGCCUCCCAGCCUUCGCUGCCUCAGCGGGCAACAGGUGAUGGCUCUCCUGGGCGCAAGGGCUCAGGAAGUGACCGCCUACCCCCCUCAGGGCUCCUGGCUAAGACUCCAGGGACAGCUCAGUCCCCUAGGCCGCCACUGCCAGAGUCAGCCACUCCCCGGGGCCCCCAGCUCUCUGCCAACAUGUGAGAUCCUGGGAAGACUGGCCUUAGCUCUGGGGGUGGUGCGCAUGUGCCUGAGGGUCAGCGCCUCUGGGCGCAGGCCAAGGGGCCCUGAAACAACUCUAUGAAACUGUCUCCCCUCCAACCAUGAAGAUGUUCCCUGUGUCCUCAGCUCAGACCCCCUGCAGCUGUCUGACAUUUUCAUCUGUGCCCUGUUCCCCACUUCAUCAUAUGUUCUGAGUGCCUGCCCCAGCUCUGUGUGUUUCCACUGCCAAGUAGAAGUGACUUGAAGUCCUCCAAUGAGGGGAUGCCCCUGGCCAUGGUCCUGCCAGGUGCAGACCUAGGCCUGUGACCCCUCAUCUUGACUAAGCACAAGUACUCGCCACCACCAUCACUGCCAAGUAACUUAGGCAUCUCUGUGUCCCCACUGAUGAGAGCCCACAGGUUCUGCCUGGCGUGGUCAUCUUCCUCUGUCCCUCUAGCAUAGCUGGGCACUGCCAGUGUCCUGUGCCCACUGCUGCCAACAGAUGUCUUAGUUUCUGAGUGUGGGCACCUCCUCCCCUGUGCCCUCUUACUGCCACUUGUGGACCUCCUUCCUGUCCACACCUCCUCGUGAGGAUGCUAACCUGCUGCCCAGUUCCCUGCUAUCCAUCUCUGUGCUAGAACUGUCCUCCAGGAAGUGGACAGCCCCUUCUGCGCUGUGCCCCCAUCCUGCAGUGUUCCUCUUGAAGCUAAGGAGUAGCUGGCAUCUCCUUAGUGUGCAGUCUAGAUCCCCACCCCCUCCCCCAGGCGGGGUGGGGGAGCCAGUGUCUGCCUCCUUAUGUGACAUUGUGUUCUCUCCCUUGUUAUUUGUUUAUUCACGUGUUAAUUUAUUUACUCAUUUGCUAAUUUGAUUUCUCGUCUGUCUGUUCAUUUUGCCCACCCAUUCCUUUAUCUGCCCCCCCCUACUCCCACUCUCCCCCACCUGGCAGGGAGGAAGGAGGAGGAGCAGGAGGAAGCAGGGCCCCUCCACACCAGCUCUGGUGGUCCCUGCCCGAGUCUGACUCCAUCAGCCAUCAGCCGCAGUACUUGAACCCGCCCCCUUGCUGGGUGAGGGCAGGAGGGCCUGCCCCAGAGUGGGAGAGGGACCACUCUGAUCUCCAGUUUGAGUUUCCUUCUGAGUUUGUGCUGUUGGCGCAGGGGGAAA